Molecule: messenger RNA, 4548 nt
Organism: Sebastes umbrosus (honeycomb rockfish)
Lineage: Eukaryota; Metazoa; Chordata; Actinopteri; Perciformes; Sebastidae
Gene: ccnjl
Product: cyclin J-like
Exons: 6
Coding region: 415-1689 (424 amino acids)
Biological process (GO): regulation of cyclin-dependent protein serine/threonine kinase activity; mitotic cell cycle phase transition
Cellular component (GO): nucleus; cyclin-dependent protein kinase holoenzyme complex; cytoplasm
Molecular function (GO): cyclin-dependent protein serine/threonine kinase regulator activity
Source: RefSeq, a predicted model, not a curated record
CCUGGAGGAGGGGCCCUUUACGUCACGUCGAAGCGCACGAGCCUCGCACCGCAAACAGCAGCAGCUGGUGCAGCCGAGGAGGACGUUACUUUGUUACCAGGAGCUACCGGAGAGAGAGAGAGACAGAAAAAGCCUCUCGGAAGAAAAGUGUAAACAGUUUGGGGGUAAAACGGCGCAACCAGACGCCUGUUGCCGGGAUUUAGCUGGUGGGCUGCUGGCUGCUUGUUUCUAUCAACUUACCAGCGGAUUUGAAGGCUGUGUUUUCACCCAGAAACAGAGGUUAUUUUCUGUGAAAGUUGAAGCCGAAGAGGAGUUGUGUGGUUCAGGAUGUCGGACUGAGACAAAGGGGUCUGGGUCUGGGGGGCAUUCCCGUCUAAAGCGCAGGUAAAACUUGAUCCUUGAAGUCCCCUCUGGAUGGGAAAGAUGGAGAGGGAGUUGCAAUGGUGGAAAGGACAGCUAGCUGCAGAUAUCCAUCAGUCGCUCCGCAUCAAGGAGCUGAAGCUACCGGUCUACCGAGCCCACUCUCCGCAGAUUGGCAUGCGGCGGUACUUUGCAGACUUAUUGGCCAUCCUGAGCAAUCGCUACCAGCUAUGUCCUACAGCACGUCACCUAGCCGUCUACCUGCUGGACUUGUUCAUGGACCACUACGAUGUGGCCGUCAAGCAGCUCUAUGUCAUCGCCCUCUCCUGUCUGCUUCUAGCUAGUAAAUUUGAGGAGAAGGAGGACCGGGUUCCCAAACUGGAGCAGCUCAACUCUCUGGGCUUCAUGUGCAGCCUGAACCUGGUUCUCAACAAGAAGGAUCUGAUCAAAAUGGAGCUUCUGCUGCUCGAGACCUUUGGCUGGAAUCUGUGCAUGCCCACACCCGCCCACUUUAUUGACUACUACCUCCAUGCCUCGGUGCAGGAGGGCGACCUAUACAACGGCUGGCCCCUCUCCUCCCUCUCCAAGACCAAGGCGUUCAUGGACAAAUACACUCACUACUUUCUGGAAGUCUCGCUGCAAGAUCACGCCUUCCUGAGUUUCCGACCAUCCCAGGUUGCUGCUGCGUGUGUGGCAGCAUCUCGUAUUUGCCUUCAGAUUUCCCCAAGCUGGACGACUGCUCUGCAUCUGCUAACAGGCUACACCUGGGACCACCUCACCCAGUGCAUUGAGCUCAUGCUGCUUGCUCAUGACAAUGACGUUAAGGAGGCCAACAAGACCAAAUCCACUCCUCCUCACCGGCCCUCCUCUCUGCAGUCUCAGCCCCAGACCUCUCACCUCUCUCCAAUGUCAGCCAUCCAGAGACCAGCCUCUUCCUCCUCCUCCUCCACCUCCUCCACACCACAGCUGCUCUUUCAGCCGGACGGCUUCCCCCACCUUUCCCAGCAUUCCCCGUCCCUGUCCCAGCUGCAGGCGCUAGCCGACUCCCAGGUGUUGGGGCCUGUGGUGAACGUGUCUCAGGACUUCCUUCAGAGCCACAGGAUGGGUCUCCUAACUGGGGCUCCUUCCAUGACUCCUGUGGGUGGAUUCCCCUCCUACCCAAGCCUGACCUCGGGUCUCCAGCCGGGGCCCCGCGCGCUGCCGCUCCAGGGCCCCAUUUCUGUGCAGAUGGCCCUCGCUGCAGAGCCGCGCCACUGUCUGAGCAUGGCCUACAGCGGGGGCUACCUGGGGGCUCAUCACACUUUCACAGCGGGCUGCUUUGACAGGUGACGCCAGGAGACGGAGAGGGAACACAAACCCCUGCGGGAGUGCACCGCUAUGCUUCCGACCCAAUUCCCUACCCCGAAAUAUCCUUUCACAGACCUCCUCUCUCUCUCCGUCAGCUCCGCAACACCUUCAGCUCGUCCAACUCCCCCGUCCCUCACACAGAGACGCCUCAAACGCAAGCAGAGGUCCAAAGGCAAGACGGACCCGGUGGAAGUCAUCACACUGACGUGACAAAUGCUCCACCACCUUGAAAUACUGAGGCAUUGCAAAAAAUGCUGUUGCCAUAUUCUGAACUGGUUUUCUAAAUCUGUGUUAUUAUGAGACUGUCAUCACUGUGAAUGAGACGCAAGCAGCAGUGUGAUCUAACACCCACCUCAUUCAGUGCCUGUUCUCAGUCGUGUGAUAGCUGAGCCAAUUUUAGAAGUGCACAGAACACAAAGUAUCUGUGAUAAGGAUAUCUUGCUGCUUGACAUGAUUUUUUUUUUUAAAUUUCUAAUCCCAAAAAUUGAACACAUUUUAGAGAGGAAAAAUUGGCUGGUGUUUAUUCUUGAGCCAUCAUUUGAGAGAGAGAGAGAGAGAGAGAGAAGAAGAAAAUAGAGGCUUGUUGCCGACUUUGGUUUGUGUCAGCGAACAUUGAUCUUGAACUGCUGUAGUCUCUGUUGGAGGUGAAGGGCCCCUCUGGGAAUCCCUCGCCACAUAAGCCCUCAGAUGGGACGAAGAAUCCAGUGCUUUGAGCACAGCAGGUGAAGUCCGCAGCUGGAACACGCCUGCAGUGUUUAGUUUUUUUCGUUCCUCCUCCUCCUCCUCCUCCUCCUCCUCUCUGUCCUCGACACCUCUUCUCUCCCAUCUCCAAAGUCCAGCCUUGUGGCAGAGCCCUCACACACACCCAGGUGAAAAUGUGUCUCUCUGGCAGCUGCAGGCUUUGUCAUACUAAAGUUUUAAUCUCAGUGUCUCCGGCACCACUCAAAGAAUUUAACACAAACUGAUGUGACUGGACCAGCAUGGUGAAGGAGACGUGGACGUAGUUAGUGUAUUGUACAUAUGAAUUGCUGCUGCCUUCUUAUGAACUGUUGGUUCUGUGUCUGUGUUAAUGACUCCAAUGUUUACAUGAACCACUAAGUAUCAGGGACUUGAACAAGAUUACUUGAAUAUGAUGCCAUUGAAACAUGCCAUAGCUUUUAUUUAUGACGACUCAUUUAUUUCUUUCUAUUUCAUUUUUUGUUUGAUAUAGCGUAGCUUUUUAUUCCAACUUAGUAACACACCAUUGAUUAAUUAUAGUUUUCUUUGUACUUGUCCAUAGAAACUGUUUAUUCAGGCUCAGGUUUCAAGGCUGAAACUAGCAGCCUUCCCAUUAUUCUGUGCUAUUUAUGCUUUAAAGUGGAUGCUAUUGCAGCAUCCGUGGGGGCUGGAAUAUUCCCCUUCUUCAUCACUGGACUAUACUCUGCUGACAAGUCAGUAACUGAAUCUGUUUGCAUCGUAGUGGAGCAACCUCGUGGUCACUGGUUUCACACAACAUCUGUGGGCAGUCGGCGGUAAUUGCUUCCCAGAUUUCUAAAGCUGCAAUCCCCAAUCUUCCACUUCCUGUUAACGUAUAAACACAUCCAGAUUCCCAGUGUCGGUCACAAGGGUUGCCCACUGGUUACCAGGGUGAUACCUUAAAUGACAUCUGGGAUGUUGUUGACUAAAUUGUGACUGAAUUAGGGAUGAUACAAAUUGAUUAUUUUCUUUAUUAAUGGUUUUGUCAAAAAAAAAUGACAUGCCUUAAAAAAAUCCCAAAUCCCCAAAUAUUCAGUUCAUUAUCAAUUAUAAUGAAGAAAAGCAUCAAAUUCUCACAUUUGAGAAGCUGGAUCCAGAGAAUUUGGGGCAUUUUUGCUUGAAAAAUGACUAAAACGAUUGCUUUUCUGUUACUCGACUGAGUUAAUCUACUAAACCCUCGCAGCUCUACUGUGGAUCUAAACUUCUGGGACGACGUCGACUGAAUCAAAACUGUUUUGCUGUCGACACUGGACAUCUCACCAUGUCAUGCCUUGUCCUCAGUAGUUUGUGAACCUUAAAUUCAUAGUGAGACUUGUGCAUUUCUCAGCUAACACUACAUGAAGCCUUCUGAAACUGCAGACUAUAAUAAUCAUAAACCAUCAAACCUUUUACAGCUAGACAUCUGUUUGUUCCCCCACCACUGAAAGGACAUUAAUGUGCUUUCUUUCCAGUGAUAUGAACUAUGAUACUAUGCCUUUGUUUUAACCCUUUCAUGUACAGUUUUGUUAUAUUUUUUACAUUCCUUUUUAAGUGUAUUUUAGUUAAACCUUUUUUGUGAUGAAUGCCGUUGGUGUGAACUAGAUUUUUCUGUUUUUAGAGUUCAACUUGCUCUUUUUCCUCAUAAUUCAUGAGCAACUUCUCACUGAGGUGUCACAGGUGCAAUACGUUGUUUUAUUCUGUUUAAACUGACCACAGCCAUCACUGUCUCGUGUACACCACUGGUUCAUCCUUUGUAACUUAUUUUUGAUAAUUGUGUGAUGUGACUUGCUGUAGCUUGGUCUCCUCUAGAGGGCAGUGGGCUCUGAACACAAUGAAUAUGUUGCAUAUUGCAGCCUCCUCCUUUUGAGUGAUAGAUAUUACUGAAUGCUUUUGUCUUUUAGCUAGAAAAAGAUGCAUUUUUUUCCCCUCCGGUGAAAGGUGCUGAUGUCACUCACACCAAACAACACUUUGUCUAAUGUGAUAGUAAUGAAACCACAAAACUUCCAAUUUAUAUUUUUGUAUUAUUUUGUACCGAUUUGUAGUCUCGGUUUACGUGACACCGAAUGAUAGAAGGAAUCCCUUUAUCAUGACGUGCCACGGGAAAAAAUAAACACACAAGUGAACUGA